AUGGGUGAUAAGUUUCUCAACGAGGGGCUGAAAUACUUCUUUCUGCUACUCUGGUUAGGAGCAAACGUAGCCUACUGGGUAGUGACGUUCCUGGUCUACGAGCAAGGACCUCAAUAUUUCUACGUUAGACAUAUUACUGGGGUUGGUCUUUCCAUAGCGAAAGCAUCGGGAGCAGCGUUAAAUCUGAAUAGUUUGAUAAUCUUACUACCGAUCUGUAGAAACCUCAUCUCUUUCUUCAGGGGCUCGUGUGCCACAAACACACUUUGUAGAAGGAGUGUUCGACGUCAGCUGGACAAGAACCUGACCUUCCACAAGACUGUCGCCUACAUGAUCGUCAUCUGGACCAUCGUCCACGUCGCCGCUCACGCAUUCAACUUCAGAAACCUCUACAACCACUAUCGAUGCGUGACGACGAACAACGAUGAACUGUGCGAAGGCAUCACUGCGCUCGCUCGCAAGUUCACGGCUCGACCGGAAGACAACUGGUUGAAUCCUAUCCGAGGGGCCAAGAAUCUUCCAGCAGGUCUUGGUCUAAUUGAACAGGGCCUGAUCCCGAUCGCUGGUUGGACCGGAGCCGUUCUCACCAUCGCUCUUAUCCUCAUGUUCUCAUCCGCAACAGAAUUCAUCAGGCGUUCGUAUUUCGAGACUUUCUGGAUCACUCAUCACCUCUUCAUCGUCUAUUUCGCUAUGAUACUUGCUCAUGGUGUUGGUGGAAUCAUCCGGUCACAGACCAAUCUUGAUCGCCAUGAUGUAGUGUUCUGUUCUGAAAACCUUGCUCAAUGGAGUCCAACAUCAGGCAGAUGUGAAGAUCCCGUAUUUAAAGACGGAUCCGCUGCGAGUUACAAGUGGGUGACCGCUCCCCUCAUCAUCUACUUUAUUGAGAGGAGUAUCCGCUUCUGGAGGAGCUGUCAGACAGUCACUCUCACAAAGGUUGUGAAGCAUCCAUCGAAGGUAAUUGAGCUUCAGAUGAAGAAGAAAGGUUUCAAGAUGGAAGCCGGUCAGUACAUCUUUCUUAAGUGUCCAUCCAUCUCACACGUACAAUGGCAUCCAUUUACUCUUACAUCGGCUCCUGAAGAGGAUCAUUUUAGUGUUCAUAUCCGUAUAGUUGGUGAUUGGACUUCUGAUCUAUUCAAAGCUAUGGGAGCAGACAAACCAGAGCAACAAUCACAGGACGAUCUCGCGAGGGUUGCCGUUGAUGGUCCAUUUGGAACAGCUAGUAUUGAUAUAUUCAAGUACCAGGCUGCUAUUUGUGUUGGAGCUGGUAUAGGAGUAACACCAUUCGCAUCCAUUCUUAAGUCAAUCUGGCUAAAGAGUGUCAACAACAGCGCCUCGCUGAAGCUGAAAAAGGUGUAUUUCUUCUGGAUCUGCCCCGAUACGAAUGCCUUCGAGUGGUUCUCAACACUCCUUGACUCCAUUGAUACCCACUUUACGGAGCAGGGUAAACCCGACUUCCUCAAAUACUACAUCUAUCUUUCAAGGGGCUGGAACAAUACUCAGGCAAAGAACAUUUACCUCCAAGAGGAACAGGAGAUUGACGCCAUCACCGGCCUGAGACAGAAAACCCACUACGGUCGUCCUAAAUGGGACUCGAACUUUAAGAUGAUCGCAGAGGAGAAUCCGGGGACGAGUAUUGGGGUAUUCUUCUGUGGUCCCAAAGCCUUAUCGUCAGUACUACACGAGAAUGCCAACAAAUUCACUAGUUUGACACCGGACGGAGCCAAGUUUUUCUACAACAAGGAAAACUUCUAAGCAUCAAAGAUCAGUCGGGAUUACGAAAAUCAAACUUUCAAUCAUCGCCAACCUGUAAUUGUUUAAAAUAAGCGUUCAAAAUGCUAUCAACGGAUUAUUGCAGUGAUGAUGUCAACCAACCAAUGCUACGAAACACUUUUUUCCACUGCUCGUGAACAAAUCAUCCUAUUUCUCAAAGCGCGACUAUCGCUAUCACAACGCCAGCACAUUGUCAACUGUCAAUGUAACAAUAUUAGCACAGUUUUAGGAUAUCUACCACUAAGUUAAAGCUUUAAAUAUUUGUUUAACCACUUUGGAAUAUUGAGAGUUUAAGAGUAAAGUGUUUUACUUCUGCCGAGUUCUCAAUAGAAGCAAAGAUGAAUAUUAUUGUUCUAAUUGGAAAUUAUUGUUGGAUAUAAAUCUAUAAUAUAUAAAUUUUGUCAGCUUGAGAUAAUAUAAAUAGUCAUAAAAUGUAUAUUAAUAUUUUAAGUAUAGCUGAGCAUUUUUGGAACAUACACAGUUUUCGUUUUGACAUGAUUCCUUCAUUAAACUCAAUGGGAAGAAUACACUAAAGAAGACCAAACUCAGAGUGUGAAAAGUAUUACGUCAAAAUGAUAUAAAAAGUGCAAGAAAACUAAGAACACCGUCCUAAUUUCCUUAAAAAGUACAAGCCAAAAAAGCCAUAAAACAGAACAAAAACAAAACCCAAAGUACUCCAAUAUGUUUGUACUUCGCCCUACAUUUCAGGGAAGUGCCAUUGAGAUAUGAUUUUCUUGAGGUACACUUAUCAGUGCUUAUGUUAACAAUUUCGUUGCCAACAGUAGCGUACGCAGGGGGUUAGUUACAGGGGUUCAACCCCCCUUAAAUUGUUUGAUACCCCAAACCCCCCGUAAGACUUCUACCCCCUAAAACAAAAAUUGUCAAUAUUUUUUUAGCUACAAAACGACGUAAAAUUGGUGGUAAAGACCUUUUUUUUUGGGGGGGGGGAGGGCUUGUCAAUUUUUUUUGGGGGGGGGGGGUAGGAAACGACUUAAAAUUUUGGGUUGUCAACAUUUCAUUCAGAUUGAAAACCCCCUCCUUUCAAAAUUUCUGCGUAUGCUACUGGUUGUCAACGUUAAGUGGAUCAAAUAAUGGUUAAUAUUUAUUAUAAAUCAUCAUGAUCUGUCAUUAUUUCAGUGCAUGUUAGAGGUACAAAUGGAAUUCAAAGUACUGCCUUGUUGGCUAUCGUGUGUUUACCAUGUGUAAAGAGUAUUUUCUAUACCAAAGUGUAACUUUGAAACUUACGUGAACCAAAGAUCACAUUCUAAAUAAAGUUAUGCAAUUUUCAACUUCCAAGAAGUUUCCAAAUCUAUCAGCAAUAGCACCACAUAAAUUGUAUCAUGUUUACGAUUAGGCGUUGUCACGGUUACAGUGUAGGAAUUGCAGAUAAAGAUUUACAAACCAUAUUUUCAGCACAUUAAUGCACAUACUCGUGUACUUCUCCAAAAAAGAAAGAAAGAAAAAACACCCAACGUAAUUGGUGGUUUGCAUUCUUUGUCUUUCCAAACACAGUAUAAUACAUGAUCAUGAUUACACUGUCACAGCCAUAGGCAUGAUAGGCGGUAUAUGAACAUUGUAAAUGACUGUUUUAUAUCAUUGCCGUUAUAUGUAGUUGGAAGUCGAAGGGUGGUCUCUCUUUAAAGGUAUUGUUUAACUUUGUGAGCAGCCGAUUAAAAAAAUUAUCAAACCAAGAUGAAACAUGUGUACAAGUGCAUGUAUUAGAACUAAUAAACCCUGAAAACAACCAUUAUUGAGAAUGAAAAGCUAAAACUACAAGGCAAACCCCGAUUUUGUAAAUAGGUGUCUUAUAGACGCCUAAAUAGUACACAUAAUUGUAUUGGAUAAAAUUAAGAUGGUGUUUUCGUUCACUUUAUAUUUCAAUUUUUGAAGCACUAAAUAAUUAUUUUCGAACGUAAUUUUUUCGGGGCUUCAUUUUUGUAACAUAUCACAGACACAGGUGACAAGUGUGACCUUCUAGCUCAGAUUUUUUUAAAGUCAAACCAAUGUUAACCAAUCACUUUAAAACAUGAAAGAAUCGUUAGGUGCUUAAAAAUAUUGGUGUCAUUGACACUUCUCACCGUGUUUGUUUAAAAAUUCACACAAGCAUAUAUAUUGUAUUAUUUGUAGUAACUUAGUAAUUCAUAUUUGAUUUACUUGUUAAUUGAGAGAUAUAUACGAUAUUAUUUUAUACAGUUUAUCUUGUCUUGUUCUGGGUAAUGUUGAAUUCAUGAUAAUAGAAAGAUCAGAAGAGGUGAAGUUAUUGUAAUAUUCAGGUAUGAAAAUAUGGGAAAUAUGCUAUCGUUAUUUCAAUGAGAAAAAUUACACGAUAAUGUUUAAAAGAGAAACAUUACAUUGAGUGGAUGACGAAAGAGUAAGUGUUUUGUGUGUGCUAUAAGACUUUGCUUAGAACCACGAAAAAUUACAAGCACCUAAAAAUCAUUGAUUUUAGGGAAAUCCCCUGUUGACCACUGAACAUCAAAUAUAUAAGAUGCAUUCUCUGAAACGAAAUUAACCUCCCUGAGCCUGCGCAUUAUUCCGAAAAUUAUAUUUGAUUUUUCACAUGGUGUCCAUAUAUGUCAUGUGUUUUAAGAUGUUAUGAAAGAAAGUGGUUAAUAAAUAGCACAUAAUUAUGUUUAUUACAACACACAA
Molecule: messenger RNA, 4416 nt
Organism: Lytechinus pictus (painted urchin)
Lineage: Eukaryota; Metazoa; Echinodermata; Echinoidea; Temnopleuroida; Toxopneustidae
Product: cytochrome b-245 heavy chain-like
Exons: 14
Coding region: 1-1749 (582 amino acids)
Biological process (GO): superoxide anion generation; defense response
Cellular component (GO): NADPH oxidase complex; plasma membrane
Molecular function (GO): superoxide-generating NAD(P)H oxidase activity
Source: RefSeq, a predicted model, not a curated record